AUGAUUGAAAGUAUUUCAGCCAAACUUCCUUACCUCCGCAAUGCUGCGGAACUGCCUGGUCCCCUCCCCACGUUGUCUGAGAUCCACAAUUCACCAGAGUCCCAGCUCUCGCCCAGAAGAGUUGGCUUAUCUUCUCCAGGCGGCGUGAUUGUUGUCAGGGGUACUUACGUCGUCAAAUACGGCCGAAGAGUCAAGGAAUAUGAGGGCAAUGCACUUCUCUUCGUUGAAAAAUAUCUCCAGAUUGGCGCACCUCGCCUGUACGCCAUGUAUCGGGACGAACCAUCGGGCUGUCUCUAUCUUGUCAUGGAAUACCUUCCAGGUGUGAACUUGGAAUCAGUCUGGCCUCAUCUCUCGAACAAAUCGAAGUCAUCGGUUACAAUGCAGCUGAAGGACAUGUUUGACCAGAUGGGGGCACUUGAGCCACCUAAAGACUUCAUUGGCGGUAUUGACGGCGGCACCCUUCGCGACGCGCCAUUCAGCAUGGUAGAUGAUGAUCCUCGAGUAAAUGGUCCGUUCAAAAGCUCAGAGGAAGUCGGUUUGGCUCUAGCACUUGCUUCGCAAGAUCGUAUGGAGGAGAGUGGCCGGCCUUCAUGGCUGCCUCCCUUCUUCACACAGCACCUAAGCGUUGCACUGAAGGAUCACGAAGCCCAAUUUACACAUGGAGAUAUUCACAUGCGAAAUAUUGUGGUUGAGAAGGUGUUGAGCAAUAGCAGCCCCGGAAAUGCUGAGCUCAAUGAGCGCGAGUCUGAACAACACCAUGAGUAUCGAGUUAGAGGUAUCGUGGAUUGGGAGUCGGCAGGGUGGUACCCUGCGUAUUGGGAGUACGCCUCAGCGCUUGCAAGAGCUCAAGAAGAAAGUGAUUGGCCAGAGCACGUGGGAAAGAUGAUGAAACCUUACCCUAUGGAGUUGUCCAUGAUCUUUUUGCUCUUCCAAUACUUGCAACUUAUCUACUAA
This is a messenger RNA of Fusarium sp. VM40, 954 nucleotides long. Lineage: Eukaryota; Fungi; Ascomycota; Sordariomycetes; Hypocreales; Nectriaceae. The record is from the annotation of a GenBank genome assembly.